Messenger RNA from Spodoptera frugiperda (fall armyworm), 4852 nucleotides. RefSeq names its product cell adhesion molecule Dscam2. Gene Ontology annotation, biological process: cell-cell adhesion. The record is from RefSeq and is a predicted model, not a curated record. Gene Ontology annotation, molecular function: protein binding. The transcript is spliced from 31 exons. The coding region runs from base 1 to 4287 and encodes 1428 amino acids. Lineage: Eukaryota; Metazoa; Arthropoda; Insecta; Lepidoptera; Noctuidae.
AUGCGGCCAGUCUUCUGGGAACGUUCUCCCAUAGCCUUCGCUCCUAAUGGGAGGUUAACGCCUGAUGAAGAUGUCCACUUCAUAAGGACUAAGAGAGAUCUUGGUUCUGGCAAUGUUAUCAUCACUCAACAUUUUAGUGACAAGGUUUUGAGCCCUGGCGAUGAGAUAAGUCUGCAAUGCACUGCCACAGCGGACAAACCUCCACGGUUCAUAUGGGAGAGAGAUGGAGUAGUUAUAUCUCCGAAUACUGAUCAAAGGUACACAUUAGGUCAAAUGAUGUCACCGACAGGAGUCGGAGUGGUGUCACAGCUGAACAUCACAAGAGUGAGAGUUGAAGAUGGAGGCUUAUACUCUUGCUUAGCUUUAGAAGGAGACUCCAAUACCGGACAUUCGUCUAGAAUUGACGUUUUUGGACCUCCUUACAUAAGGACGUUACCACCGAUCAAAGUUCAAAGUGGCGAACCAUUAAAGCUGAGAUGUCCUUACUAUGGAUAUCCUAUCAGCAAACUAGAAUGGGAACACAAAGGAAAGAAGAUUAUCAGCUCAAGUCUUCCCCAACAUUCUAGAUAUAAAAGAACAUACUCAACAACUUCUAGCAACAGUAAGAAUACUAGAAGAAAACGGAAGAAAAGACAGCUCUUUGAGACUGGGGCUGAUGGCGUGCUGAACAAACCAAGAGUGUCGAAGGAAGAAAAUGGAGAUACCUACACUUGUAUUGUGUACAGUCCAUCAGGAGAAAUGGCUAGAAGAUCGUUUGAAAUUCAAGUAGUAGAAGCACCUGAACUAGACGAGUUGCGAGUGGGCAGUGGAUUGAAAGAAGGCCAAAUAGUUCAAAUAACUUGCAACAUUAUCAGCGGUGAUCCACCUAUUUAUUUUUCUUGGCUCAAGGAUGGAAUGAAGCUGCCUGCUAGUUUGAAGAUAACUGAAAGAAGUUCAGAUUUGUUCAGUGUUUUGAUAAUUAAACGUGUAUCGCUAGAACACUGUGGGAAAUAUACGUGUAUAGCAACUAACCAUGUCGGUAAAGUUAACCAAACAGCCGAUCUUUACAUAAAUGUUGCACCAAAAUGGAUAGAAGAACCAACAAACACAUCCUUGCUGUUAGGACAGCGUGGCGUGGUGUAUUGCAACGCAAACGGCUAUCCAACGCCGCAGAUACAUUGGAUGAAGAGGGAUGCAACCCUCGGUAUAUGGAGACCAGUCCUCGACUUGGCUGGCGGUGGAGUGAUGAGCUACCCAAACGGUACUCUCAUCAUUGAAGUGGUAUCUCUCUCUGAUGAAGGAAUGUACGCGUGCAACGUUGAAAACGGAGUGGGCGAUGCACUAAACAAGAAUCUAUGGAUUAGUGUUAAUAAGCCGGUGCACUUUGAGUCUGUGGGCACUAACCUCACUACGAAGAUGGGUCUCCCUGUGACCCUGACCUGCAGACCACUUGGAGACAAUCCCAUCAGAGUCAAAUGGGCACUGGAUGGAAAACCCAUUGAUUUUACUUCGUCAAGAGUCACAAUAUCAGAAACGAUGACUCGCAAUGGACUAAACAGUUUGAUCAACAUUAACUACGUGGAGAGCAGAGACGGAGGGACGUACGAGUGCCGAGCCAGCAACCCUUACGGAGUCGCCGCUUAUAAUGUGCAUCUGGAUAUACUUGAACCCCCAACUCCGCCUCUAGACCUUCAAGUGGACUCAGUGACCAGUAACUCAGUGAAGCUAUCCUGGCGAGACACCAUCAGUACACAUGUGCAGUACUACACUCUCCAAUAUACCACCAAUGACUUCAUGAUGUGGGAUACUGCUAAGAGCAUCAAUAUUACAAGACAAGAGAACGAUGUGCGUCAGAGUAUCGAGCUGAGAGAUCUGCAACCAGCUAUGGACUACAGAGUCAGGAUAGCAUCAGGCAACCAGGUGGACUUGAGUCCUUACACGCAGCCAGUACAUUUCAGUACGCAGCAAGAAGCACCAUCAUCAACACCACUUGGAGUGCAAGUCCAACAGACAGAGAACCCUGGAGAACUGAUCGUAUCAUGGCUGCCACCACCUCGGGAGAGUCACAAUGGACAGCUGCAAGGGUAUCACGUGAAGGCAGUUCCAAGAAUCAGUGGGGAUCCAGUUCCAAAUGACACGCAAACAAAAAUUGUGAAGGUGAUGUCAAGAAAAGGAAAACAGGAAACUACACUUAGUGGAUUAUUGAAAAAUAUGAGAUACGCGGUGUCUGUCAGUGCCUUUAAUUCAGCUGGCAAUGGACCUUUCUCAUUGCCCGUCUACCAAACAACGAGAGAAGGAGCUCCAGAACUACCGCCUUCAGGAGUAGAGUGCAGAGGAGUAUCCUCAUCAUCUUUGAGGAUUGCGUGGCAACCAAUCACAGCUCAGGGGGCAUCGCUUCUUGGGUACUCAGUGUAUUAUAGUACUGAAGAUGGACCCUGGCAGAAUAUGAGCUCUUCACACACAGAGCUGUAUCUUCAAGCUUUACUAAAGUACACGAACUAUACAGUGAAAGUAGCUGGCUUCUCGAACUAUGGAUUGGGACCAUUCUCGUAUCCCAUCGUUUGUACUACGUUGCAGGAUGUUCCCGGUCCACCAGCAGCUAUUAAAGUCUUGGUAUCGUCGCCCACCUCACUCCUCGUCAGUUGGAAGAGGCCAGAGGAAGCAAAUGGAGACAUCUCACAUUAUACCGUUUAUGUUAAACCAGUAUCCAGCACAAGCUCACCGCAGAAUUACAGAGUGGAAUCCACACAAGAGACAAAUCUCCGACACCUCACGUUUCCAGUAUCAGGUCUAUCCACAGGAAGGCAGUACGAAGUAUUUGUCAGAGCACAUACGGCUGUUGGAGAAGGCACCCCAAGCAAUAGGGUUCAUAUUGAUUUAACUUCUAAAGUGGUAGCCGGCGUGGCCUCAUUAGGGGGUCCUGUAUCAGUAGGAGUGGGCAGUUCCCUGCUGCUGGUGUGCCAGUGUGUGGGCGCGCCGCCGCCGCGCACCGUGUGGUACCACAAACACAACAUCAUCACGCACCAUCCCAGGUUCACCAGGAACCAUGAUGAUAGCCUGCUCAUUAAUAAUAUUGACCAAUCUCUAAGCGGCAAUUACACCUGCUUAGCGAAGAACCUGUACGGUUCUGACUCAGUGUCUUACGAGGUGCUAGUACUGCCUACUCCUGAGCCCCCGAGCUUAAGGGUGACGUCACAUAAGAAUGCGAUACACCUGCAGUGGGAGCUACCAAGGAAGAUUGGUGGGAAGUCGCAGAAAAUAAGUUACAAUCUAACUUGGAAGGAAGCGAAUGGUUCUUGGCAGGACGCAUGGUCAAGCAAGGGAACCUCUCUCCAAGGCACUCAGGAGUAUACCCUGCAGGGUUUGAAAUGUGGCACUAAAUACUCUUUGAGAAUGACUGCAGCUAAUAGUGUGGGAUCAUCACAGCCGACUUAUAUGGAUGCUACUACUUUGGGGGGAGUACCAAUAUCACCAACCAGUACUGAGUGGUUCUGGAGUAACGCCACCCACAUCUACAUACAGCUGAGUGGGUGGGAUGACAACGGGUGUGAGAUCACCAGGUUUGACGUGGAAUACAAGGAGUAUGGUAGCAAGACGUGGAGGAAGGCUGAAAAUAGACUGCCUUCAAUAGACCAGGCAUGGAGCCACUACGUACCAUCUUCAAUCCUCGCUCAGCCCAAUUCAUUUGUACUAGCAGAGCUGGUACCAGCUCAGUGGUACCAUGUCAGGGUCACUGCUGAGAAUGCUGCUGGUAUCUCCACAUCUAUGUAUAGCUAUGCUACCACUACUGUGCAAGGAGAAUCAGUGGGACCACCAUCAGAUUUCUUCGAUCUGAACAUGCUGGUCAUCAUUUGCAGUUCUAUACUUCUCAUGAUUUGUUCGCUGACUUGCGUUUACAUACUCGUGAAGAGGCAUAAUCACCAGCACCUAACAGAAUAUAGAAACUCUCUAACAGCAGAAUGUAAGUCAGAGCGCAGUAACAUGACUGUGAAUACACCGCAAAGUGUGCCUAGUGACAUGAACAAUAGGGUCUAUAGUACACCUGUACAUCUCACAGCUGAGAAUAAACAUGAAUUGUAUGAGAUAAGUCCAUAUGCGCAGUUCGCAAUAGGCUUCCGAACGUUUGGUCACGUGGACAACCAAGAAGUGCCAAAUAGAGUGCAUCUACCUGGUAAUAGCAAAUCAAGAUAUGAUAGUGAAACAAGUUUUCAAAUGCGAUCCGAGUCUGAAGAGAGUGACUGCGUAUCGCGGACAACUACAUUGAAAAGUGUACCAAGAAAAGCCUGCAGAGUACCACACCACAGGUAGCUGAAAAAAAUAACAGGAUAGUAGAUAAUGAGUUGUAGACAAUUUUUAUAAUGGUUGUGUUCAUAUCAACAUAAUAACUUACUGUGUCAUAUAAACUAAGGUUGUAUGUUUAUUUAUAUCACUUUGAAAUAGUAGUAUAUGGAAAUUAAUAACGAUUUGUAUGAGUUAAGUAGCAGUUUGUAAAUUAAUGACGGUUAUUAGAUUUUAAAUUAUUACGUUAUGCAAUCAAUUGCAUAAUUGAGUGUUGAUUGAGUAUUCAAUUGCAUAAUUGAGUUUGAUUAAGUCAAUCAUGACUGGAAAAGAGUUUAAAUAAUUGUCAUAAAUUCUGUUAGCGAAUAUUUUUUUUAUUUUUUAUGUGAUUGUAUAUAUUUUGAAUUGUUGCGUUUUUUACAAACUGCUACUAACUUCAACUAUAACAGUCAAUAAAAUAUAAUAAUUAUAAAAAUAGAUUUGUUAUAUAAAUAAUUAAAUCUAGUCAACGUUUUUGAUCUCACUCUACCGUAUUGUAACUAUUUAAAAAGUUUUAAAUUUUUGUUUUAAAAUCCAUUUUAUGAAAAUGUUGAGU